AUGGAGCCGACCGUCCUCGCUUUCUUGGUUGCCGCCAUUGGCGCCGCCUGCUGGAUUGCAUGGCCGGCCGACAAAGGCCGAUUUGCGUUGAUGAGAGCGCGGAGAGGCAGCUUGAACCCCGUCUCCAGCGCAGUCGCCCAAGGUUAUCGCCAGAUCACCAAAGUCUCAGGGAAGCCCUUUUUUGUUCGAUACUGGCAAAGGGAUUACAUGGUUUUGCCUUCCAAAUAUCUCCCCGAUGUGCGUCGCGCUGGCAGAGACCAUCUGGCGUUCUUUGAAACCAUCAGCGAUGUUAUGUUUCUCUACAACUGGGUCGGUGACUUGUUCAAUUCCAGCCGGAUGACUUUUUCGAUAAUCAAAGGGGUGAAUCCUCAGCUUCCUAAACUCUCCCACGGAAUGUUCCAGGAGUCUCUGUUGGCCUUCGAAGAGGAGUUGAGGCUUGACCAUGGAGAAUCGACCAUGAUCAACGCGCUCGACGUAAUCACGGCUGUCAGCUUGCGGACCAUGACUCGCAUCAUCGCUGGCAAAGAUCUGUCGAGUAACAAGGCCUUUCUCGAAGCUACGGCUGCUUAUUUCAACGGAAAUUUCCUAACCGGUUUCAUCAUGUUGAGAAUGCCCCUUCGAGGAGCUAUCCGCGAUUUGUUGGCCUGGCCACUCUACAAAUACCACCAACAUUUCCGGCAGCAGCGGCUCAUCGAAAUGAUCAAGCCGGUCAUUGCGAAAAGAAUGGAAUACCACCAGUCUGGCAACAACGCCAACAACAGAGGAGACCUUGACACAAUUCAGUGCACGCUCAAUCUACUCGACAGUUUCCCCCUUGACGUUAAUGCUAAAGACAGUCCCCUUCACACCCUGGCACACGAGACACUGCAGCUUAUCUGGGCUGCAGGCCAAUCGCCUGCGAUCAGUACCACGGCGGUUCUAUUCAAGAUGCUGGAAGAGCCUUCCUACAUUGCGCCCUUGCGAGAAGAAGCUCGAGCGGCUGUGGAAAAAUACGGAUGGGAAGACCCAAUCCUGAAUGAGCUGCCCAAACUGGACAGCUUCAUUCGUGAGACACACCGUCUCUAUCCAGUUUUCACUCUCAAUGCCACGCGCCUCGUCAAGGGGAAGCCGUUCACCUUCUCAGAUGGAUUCACUGUUCCGCCAGGAACUCGUAUCGCCUUUCCGGCCGAGGAAUGCCAGAAGGAUUCAGACUUCAUCAGUAAUCCUCAAGAGUUUGACGGCUUUCGCUUCAUCAAACUGGCAGCAACCGAUGCUAGACAGGAAGAUGGAGUGAGCCGCUGGGCGGCGUCCCAUGCAAGCUUUAGCAAUCUGACAUUUGGCUAUGGGAAUCACGCAUGCCCUGGACGUUUCAUCGCCAUUCGCUUGUUGAAAGUCUUGUUGACCCGACUGCUACUUGAAUAUGAGUUCUCUUGGGAUGUCAUUGGCGAACCGCCGCCUAGAUUCGUGCUAGAAGGAAUUUCCUUUCCUAAUGUCGGUCAAAGGAUCACUGUCCGAAGACCAACAAAGUCUUCAUAG
Molecule: messenger RNA, 1515 nt
Organism: Anthostomella pinea
Lineage: Eukaryota; Fungi; Ascomycota; Sordariomycetes; Xylariales; Xylariaceae
Source: the annotation of a GenBank genome assembly